AUGGAUAUGUACGGAAGAAAGAGACGGGCUUGGGCGGAGAGAAGCGUUUUGAGCGGAUUGGGACUGGCAGAUCUCCCUCUUGCUUCCCCUUCCAUAUUUCGCCAUCUCAUUUUCCUAGUUGCAACUCCGAUAGCGCGGACGACAGCUGCUCCGAUCCAAGAAGGAGAUUACUUAAGCACGUGUACAUCACGUUGCCUCUCCGUGUCGGCUCAACUUCAGCCUCGUCAUCUCAACCGGUAUGUUUCAGUAGUUUCAUUUCCCGGUUCUGUUGUAAAUGUUUCAUCUUGA
Messenger RNA from Thelazia callipaeda (thelaziosis nematode), 288 nucleotides. NCBI's taxonomy places the organism in Eukaryota, Metazoa, Nematoda, Chromadorea, Rhabditida, Thelaziidae. The record is from the annotation of a GenBank genome assembly.